Messenger RNA from Eruca vesicaria subsp. sativa (arugula), 672 nucleotides. The record is from the annotation of a GenBank genome assembly. NCBI's taxonomy places the organism in Eukaryota, Viridiplantae, Streptophyta, Magnoliopsida, Brassicales, Brassicaceae.
AUGUCGGACCCACCAGGCUCUUCAGGACGCGGGAUGUUCACGCGCGGGCCCUCAAUGCGGGUCGGGUCGACUAAAAACCCGGAAGAUUUCGCUGACGUAACCAUCCCCGGAGACGGACCUCCGUCACGAAGCUUCAAGCCACAGUUUUCACGUCACGACUCCGUCAGAGAUCACGGUGACGGCGAAGACGACAAGAUCCUCCGUCAUCCGGUUGUUAAGUUCGUGGACGAGAGGCAGAUGUCUGCCAGAGAAGCCGUCGCGGCGCAAGAAGCUGCAGAAGCAGAGGACGAUGACGACGAUGAGGAAGACGACGAAGACGAAGAGGAAGAUGACUCAGAGGAGAAAUCUUCUGCGCCGAAGCAGACGAUGUCGUUGAUGGAUCUGUUGGAGGAGACUGAUCGUCAAAUGGGGUUAACGGGAGCAAGAUACGCCAUGGACAUGGAGGAAGGAGAUGAUGAAUACGAAGAAGAUGAAGAGGAGGAAGAAGAAGAUGGAGGAGGAGGAGGAGAAGGAGAGGUGAGUUGCUGCGUUUGUAAGGUCAACAUCAAAGGCGCGACUUUUACGCCUUGUGGUCAUAUGUUUUGUAAGCUCUGUUCUAAAGAGCUUACGGCUCAGAAAGGUCAUUGUCCCGUUUGCAUCGGCUUCGUUCUUGAGUUCCUUGAGAUCUUUUAG